Molecule: messenger RNA, 1823 nt
Organism: Pelmatolapia mariae (spotted tilapia)
Lineage: Eukaryota; Metazoa; Chordata; Actinopteri; Cichliformes; Cichlidae
Gene: e2f1
Product: E2F transcription factor 1
Exons: 7
Coding region: 135-1499 (454 amino acids)
Biological process (GO): regulation of transcription by RNA polymerase II; G1/S transition of mitotic cell cycle
Cellular component (GO): Rb-E2F complex
Molecular function (GO): DNA-binding transcription factor activity, RNA polymerase II-specific; protein dimerization activity; RNA polymerase II cis-regulatory region sequence-specific DNA binding
Source: RefSeq, a predicted model, not a curated record
UUGUUGCCUUUAUUCACAAAAAAAUGGCAGAUGUGAGUCGGUGCUGAUACUGUCAUAACAGCAUCUUAGUUUAUAACCACCACAACCACCGCCACCCAAGUCCAGUGAAGAGGGGCUCCUGGUGACACACUGCAAUGUCAGAGACUCUGAUAACAGGGCAGACAUCGGAGGAUCUGUUAGCAGACUUUGAGACUUUGCUGAACUCUGGGAGUAUCAACUUGGAUGAGGACCACCAGAUAGUGAUUAUCACCAGCCCCAGCAAUGAAGGACUCCACCCAGCCCCUGCCCCGACGAGCACGGGGGAGAUCCUGCUGUUCGCCACUCCGCAGGGCCCAGCUGACGUAGGGAUCCAGGACAAGAGGAGACCGCCUCUGGGAAGGCCACCGGUAAAAAGGAAGUUGGACCUGGACAGUGACCAUCAGUAUGUCAGCACCACUCGACCUUCCACAGGCCAGGCACCGCUUUCCACUCCUGCUCCUCCCAGAGUUCCUCGGACCACGGCAGAGAAGUCUCGGUAUGACACUUCUUUGAACCUGACCACCAAGCGCUUUCUGGACCUGUUGUCCCAGUCGGCCGACGGCGUGGUGGAUCUAAACUGGGCGUCUCAGGUGCUCGAUGUUCAGAAGAGACGCAUCUACGACAUAACCAAUGUCCUGGAGGGGAUCCAGCUCAUCUCCAAGAAGUCAAAGAACAACAUCCAGUGGCUUGGUAAUCGCAUUGAUGCGGCUCUGGUUUCCCGCCAUAAGGAGCUGCAGAGGGAGGUGUGUGACCUCACAGAUGCUGAGGAGCAGCUGGAUGAGCUCAUUUCCAAAUGCAAUCUGCAGCUCAGAUUACUCACAGAGGAUCCACAGAACAAAAAACUGGGGUAUGUGCGCUGUCAGGACUUGAGGCAGUCGUUCGAUUCCCCCGACCAGCUGGUUAUGGUGAUCAGAGCUCCACCAGAGACCCAGAUGCAAGUUUCAGAGCCCUCUGAGGGUUACCAGGUGUCGCUGAAGAGCACGCGAGGCCCGAUUGACGUCUUCCUCUGUCCAGAAGACAGCUCUGGCGUCUGCAGCCCUGUGACAGGGGGCAGUCCCUCUAAACCCAUUGCUGACCCUUCCCUUGUUCAACCUCCCACACAACCCACCGACCAAUCACAACCCAGAACCUGCUCAACAGCCCUGGAAGUGGGUUUAUCAUCUCCAGCAUCCACAUCAUCCACUGUAACAGCAGUGUCGCAACAGGACCCCUCAUCACUGGUGUUAGGUGGCGACACAGAAUCCAUCCUGGGAGGCGACCCAUUCUCCAACCUCGGAGACCUACCUGAUUUUGAUCUCUCACCGCUCUCUUCUACGGACUUCCUGAAUGUAGAGGGCCUUCCUCUCCCAUUGGACGGUUUCAUCAACUUGUCCCCCCCUCACAGUCACGACUACCACUAUGGACUAGAGGACCAUGAAGGCAUCAGUGAACUGUUUGACUGUGACUUUGGUGACCUGUCACAAGUUUUGGGGGACGAUUAGAAGUUAAAAAACAAAAGAAGAGGAGCGUGUGGGCAAAUGAUUAGAAAUUCAGGCCUUCUCCUCAGUGAUCUGGAGCUCCUUUAAAACAAAAAAAGAAGAAAAAAAAAGAGUGGGAAUCAAUAUUUUAUGGACACAUAAUUAUCAAAAAUGUAUUGUUUUCAUUGUGGGAGUUUGGAGAAAUGUUUUGUGUAUUGUUUUAAUUGUGUUCCCCGAAAUACCACCCUAACUAAAAUCUCAAAUAAUUCCCCCUAAAUUGUACAGCACAUCAUUAGCACUUCUCUUUGGCCAUUCAAAAGUUUUAGACCAAGAGUUUAGCUUUAGAAU